Molecule: messenger RNA, 6976 nt
Organism: Peromyscus leucopus (white-footed mouse)
Lineage: Eukaryota; Metazoa; Chordata; Mammalia; Rodentia; Cricetidae
Gene: Cttnbp2
Product: cortactin binding protein 2
Exons: 22
Coding region: 1359-6254 (1631 amino acids)
Biological process (GO): regulation of synapse organization
Cellular component (GO): glutamatergic synapse
Molecular function (GO): protein binding
Source: RefSeq, a predicted model, not a curated record
GUAGUAAUAAAAAUUGAUGUUCAGUAAUAAAAAAUAGAUUGUUAAAAUGUAAUUUGGGGGCCAGAAUGAUGCCUCAGUGGUGAAGAUGCUUGCCAAGUAAGCCUGAAGACAUGGGUUCUGUUCCCUGAGAUCCAUAUGGUAGAAAGAAAGACCCAACUCCUAUAACUAGUCUCCUAACCUCCACAGAUGCAGCACACAUGCCCCUUCCCACAUAGGCCAAUAAAUAUUCUAAAAAUGUGUAUAAUUUGAGCAUUAAAUGCAUAGUAAACAUUAAUUACAGAAGGGAUGGACAAGAUGCACAUUUUCAGAAAAAAAAUUUAAAAUCUAGUUUUGAAUUUUAAAUUUCAUUUGCUCUAAGAAUAUCAAGUUGUUAGAAAUUAAACAUGGAGUGUUUUUAUUGCUUGGUUUUGGUCAUGAAAAUUAAACCCAGGAUCUCACACAUGCUAGGCAGGCAUUGUGGUAUGGAACUGAACAUUAACCCCCCCAGAGUAAAAUUUUUAUCAAAGAAUCAUUGCUCUUCAGAGAAUUGUGCUGUUGGUCUGACCUCAUUUAGUUGCUUCUCCAGUGAUAGAAGAUGCUGUUCUCACCCCUCAUCAAAGGAACUUCUCUUUGUAGCAGACAGAGAUCACUGAAGAAAGCCAAAACCCAUCAGACUUGGGGAGAGGGUCAAGGGAGAGAAGAGAGAGAGGUUGAUUUAAAUUAAUAAAAGAGAGAAUAUGACUUCACAAACACAAUUUAGCUGAUCAUGAUGAAGCAGGACUGUAAUUCCUGGAUUCCUGUACUUGGGAGACCAAGAAGGAUUACAAGUUCAAGGCUAGCCUGAACAAUUGAAUGAGAACUUGUCGAUAUUUUUUUAGAGCUGAGGAUAUAGUUUUUGAUAGAAGAGUGCUUGCCUAGUGUGUUUAAGGCCCUGGGUUCAACCUCCAAUAAUGUACAGAACUCUCCGUGUUAAUGACUCACUACAGAUGAUGUAGAUCUGGUGAUCCAGGUGGAGGUAGGGCUGAACUAGCAGCUAUUUUUGUGAAAGUAGAACGCUGGCUACUGAGGUCAUCUUACAGGAAUCAAGAUGAAUGAAUAGUUCACAGAGUCCAGGUGGACAUGACGGCAUGGGAGUGAAACUGCUUCUCUUUGCCAUGGCAGCAUGGAGAAAACAUGGACCUCACUCAACGGAAGCUGGAUCUCAAAUGCUGCAUCAUAUGGAGCACAGACAGGGCUGACUUCCUGCCUUACAGUCCCCACAUUCAGAAGAGCCCCACACUUAGUGGAGUGCCAUGACAUUGCCACCUUGAAAUUUCUCAUGGUCUUUGAACAAAAUGUUCUACUUCGUGAUGAGUCCUGAAGUUAGUAUGUCUUAGAUCAUGGCAUACAUUGAGGAAACUGGGUGGAAGGGUCCCAACAGUGGGAAAGGAGUCACCUUCACAGUCACCAAGUCCUUCGUGAAGAAAGCUCGGCACAGUUUCCAUGCUCGGAUGGCUCGCAGGAAGGAGGUGUUUAUCCAGGAACGGUAUGGGAGAUUCAAUCUCAACGACCCCUUCCUGGCUCUCCAGAGAGACUAUGAAGCAGGUGCUGGUGACAAAGAGAAGCCGGUGUGCACCAACCCUCUCUCCAUUCUUGAAGCCGUCAUGGCCCACUGCAGAAAAAUGCAAGAAAGGAUGUCCACGCAGCUGGCUGCCGCCGAGAGCAGGCAAAAAAAGUUGGAAAUGGAAAAGCUUCAGCUUCAGGCCCUUGAACAGGAGCACAAGAAGCUGACUGCCCACCUGGAGGAGGAGAGGGGCAAGAACAAGCAUGUGGUCCUGAUGCUGGUGAAGGAGUGUAAGCAGCUCUCGGGCAAAGUCGUAGAGGAGUCCCAGAAGCUGGAGGAGGUCCUGGUGAAACUGGAGGAGGAGAAGAAAAAGACAGGCGAAUUGGAAGACCAGCUGUCAGCUGAGAAACAAAGAAGCUCGGGAAUGGAGGCUCAGCUGGAGAAGCAGCUCUCUGAGUUCGAUACGGAGCGGGAACAGCUGCGUGCCAAGCUGAGCCGAGAAGAGGCACACACCACUAACCUCAAAGAGGAGAUAGACAAGAUGAAGAAAACGAUGGAGCAAAUGAAAAGGGGAAAUGACAGCAAGCCAGGCAUCUCCCUCCCACGAAAGACAAAAGACAGGCGCCUGGCUUCCGUCUCUGUGGCGACAGAAGGGCCCAUCACCAGGGCUGUUGCUUGCCAGACAGAUACAGUGGCAGAAAGCACUGACCCUGUGAAGAAGUCACCUUUGACUGUGCCCAUAAAGCCUUCCACAGGGAGCGCCCUAGUUCCUGCAAACACAAAAGGGAACGUGGCCCCCAGUGCCCUACUGAUCAGGCCAGGUAUUGACAGGCAGGCGUCCCACAGUGACUUGGGCUCCUCUCUAUCUGCUGCCCCACCACCAAGUGCAAAUAGAAUUGAGGAAAAUGGACCAAGCACGGGCUCCGUUCCUGAUGUGUCAAAUAGCACAUCCUCAACCUCCAGUAGCACUACCCCUGCCCCUGCCCAGACACCAGGCACAGCUCCCCAGAACCACUCACAAGCUGCCCCUGUGCACAGUUUACAGUCACCGUGUGCCAACACACCUUUGCAUCCAGGUCUCAACCCACGAAUCCAAGCGGCUAGAUUUAGAUUUCAGGGCAAUGCAAAUGACCCAGACCAGAAUGGAAAUACCACCCAAAGUCCUCCCUCAAGAGAUGUCUCUCCUACAAGUCGUGACAACCUAGUGGCCAAGCAGCUAGCCCGGAAUACUGUGACCCAAGCACUGUCGAGAUUUACCAGCCCUCAAGCAGGUGCUUCUCCAAGGCCGGGAACGUCUCCAGGAGGGGAUGCCGUCACCUGUCCUCCAGUCGGUCGAACGGGUUUAAAGACUCCUGGGGCAGCACGGGUUGACAGAGGAAAUCCUCCUCCUAUCCCUCCCAAAAAGCCAGGGCUCUCCCAGACUCCUUCUCCACCACACCCCCAACUGAGGGCCUCCAAUGCAGGGGCCAAAGUUGAUAACAAAAUCUUGGCUUCACCUCCCUCCACGGUGCCACAAGGGACCAAGGUAGUCAGUGAGGAGAACGUCCCUAAGUCAUCCUCCCCUCAGCUGCCACCAAAACCAUCCAUAGAUUUAACUGUGGCACCCGCAGGCUGUCCCGUUUCGGCCCUGGCCACGUCUCAGGUGGGUGCCUGGCCUGCUGAAACCCCUGGACUGAACCAACCUGCAUGUUCAGACAGCUCCUCCCUUGUCGUUCCCACCACCAUUGCCUUUUGCUCUUCCAUAAACCCUGUUAGUGCCUCAUCCAGUAGCCCCGGUGCCUCAGACAGCCUCCUGGUAACAGCAUCAGGCUGGUCACCCUCCCUAACCCCUUUGUUAAUGAGUGGUGGUCCUGCCCCCCUGGCUGGCAGGCCUACCCUUCUUCAGCAAGCUGCUGCCCAGGGAAAUGUCACUUUAUUAUCAAUGCUGCUUAAUGAAGAAGGACUGGACAUAAAUUACUCCUGUGAAGAUGGCCAUUCUGCCUUGUAUUCUGCUGCUAAGAAUGGACAUACAGACUGUGUGCGAUUGCUGCUGAAUGCAGAAGCCCGAGUCGAUGCUGCUGAUAAAAAUGGCUUCACACCCUUGUGCGCCGCAGCUGCUCAGGGACAUUUUGAAUGUAUAGAAUUACUAACUGCAUAUGAUGCCAACAUCAAUCACGCUGCUGCUGGAGGACAGACACCUCUGUACCUGGCCUGUAAAAAUGGAAAUAAAGAAUGUAUCAGACUCCUGCUGGAAGCUGGCACCGACCGGAGUAUAAAAACCAGAGAUGGCUGGACACCAAUUCACGCAGCUGUGGACACUGGUAACGUGGACAGCCUCAAGCUCCUAAUGUACCAUAGAGUGCCAGCUCAUGGAAACUCUUUGAGUGCAGAAGAGCCCAAGUCAGACUUGUUCACCGUGAAUGGAGGAGAGAGCCCUCCAGGUACAUCUAAGCCUGUGGUUCCUGCCGACCUCAUUAACCAUGCUGACAAAGAAGGCUGGACAGCUGCCCAUAUCGCUGCUUCCAAAGGUUUCAAGAACUGCCUAGAAAUCUUGUGUAGGCAUGGAGGUCUGGAGCCGGAAAGGAGAGACAAGUGCAAUCGGACUGUGCAUGAUGUUGCCACUGAUGACUGCAAGCAUUUGCUGGAGAAUCUGAAUGCUCUUAAAAUACCCUUAAGGAUUUCCGUGGGUGAGAUUCAACCAAGCAACAAUUGUUCUGACGACUUCGAAUGUGAGCACACAAUAUGCGCUUUAAAUAUCCGCAAACAGACAUCAUGGGAUGAUUUUUCAAAAGCAGUGAGUCAAGCUCUGACAAAUCAUUUCCAAGCCAUCUCUUCUGAUGGAUGGUGGAGUCUGGAAGAUGGGACAUUUAAUAACACUACCGACUCCUGCAUCGGUCUCGGCACCAGCAGUAUACAAUCCAUCACGCUAGGAAAUAUACCAUGGUCAGCUGGCCAGAGCUUCCCUCAGCCCCCAUGGGACUUCAUGAGGAAGAGGAAGGUAGAGCAGGUCACUGCGCUCCUGUCAGGUCCCCGCGAAGGCUGCCUCAGUAGUGUGACUUACGCAUCCAUGAUCCCUCUUCAGAUGCUGCAGAACUACCUCAGGCUGGUUGAGCAAUAUCACAAUGUCAUUUUCCAUGGCCCAGAAGGAAGCUUGCAAGACUUCAUAGCACAUCAGCUUGCCCUCUGCAUGAAGCACAGACAGAUGGCUGCAGGAUUCCCCUGCGAAAUAGUGAGAGCUGAGGUGGAUACAGGUUUCUCCAAGGAACAGCUGGUAGACAUGUUCAUCAGUAGUGCUUGUCUGAUCCCAGUGAAACAGUCUCCUAUUAAGAAGAAAAUAAUCGUCAUCUUAGAAAAUCUGGAAAAAUCUUCCUUAUCUGAGCUCCUGGGGGACUUUCUGGCACCAUUGGAAAACCGCAGCACUGAAAGCCCGUGUACUUUCCAGAAAGGAAAUGGAACGUCCGAAUGCUAUUACUUCCAUGAGAACUGCUUUCUGGUCGGAACCAUUGCCAAGGCAUGUCUCCAGGGUCCUGACCUGCUGGUGCAGCAGCAUUUCCGCUGGGUUCAGCUGCGGUGGGACUGUGAGCCCAUUCAAGGACUGCUGCAGAGGUUCUUGCGAAGGAAAGUAGUGAACAAGUUCAGAGGUCAGCCGCCCUCACCCUGUGAUCCAGUGUGUAAGAUUGUGGACUGGGCUCUGUCUGUCUGGAGGCAGCUCAACUCCUGCCUGGCUCGCUUGGGUACACCAGAAGCACUUCUUGGACCAAAGUAUUUCCUGUCUUGUCCAGUAGUCCCAGGACAUGCCCAAGCAACAGUGAAGUGGAUGUCUAAGCUGUGGAAUGCUGUCAUCGCUCCCAGAGUUCAAGAAGCAAUAUUGUCAAGAGCCUCCGUGAACAGACAACCUGGUGUUGGGCAGCCAGCUUCUAAGAAGCACCCUAGCCAAGGACAACAGGCUGUGGUGAAGGCUGCUCUCAGCAUCCUGCUUAAUAAAGCCGUUCUGCAUGGCUGUCCCCUGCCCAGGGCAGUUUGUGUUGUUUCAGAGCUAGACCAGUAUAUAGCAGACUUCAAAGGGGGAAGUUUCCCUUUGUCCAUCGUUUCAAGUUACAGCAAGAAGAAAGGAGACAGCGGUGCCUGGAGAAAGGUGAACACGAGUCCUCGCAAGAAGCCUGGGCACUUUUCCUCACCCACGUGGAACAAGCCAGACCGGAAGCAAGAAGGUUUGAGAAAUAAGGCUAUACCACAUCUGAACUGUAACAGGAACAGCUCUCUGUCAAAGCAACAGCCCCUAGAGAACGAUCUCUCCCUGACAUUGACUCUGGACCACAGACUCUCUUUGGGGUCAGACGAUGAAGCAGAUCUUGUCAAAGAACUCCAGAGUAUGUGCUCCAGCAAAUCUGAGUCUGACAUAAGCAAGAUCGCUGACUCCAGGGAUGACUUGAGGAAGUUUGAUAGUUCAAGAGCCAACCCUGGGUCUUCAGCUCCUGUUAAUCUGAGGAUGCCAGUGCCACAGAAGGAAGCCAGUCCUCUCAGCAGCCAUCAAACCACUGAAUGCAGCAACAGUAAAUCAAAGACUGAGUUGGGUGUCUCAAGAGUUAAGUCUUUUCUUCCUGUUCCUAGAAGUAAAGCCACCCAGUGUUCCCAGAACACCAAGAGAAGCAGCAGCAGCAGUAAUACAAGGCAACUAGAAAUCAAUAACAACUCCAAAGAAGAGAAUUGGAACUUAGACAAACACGAACAAGUAGAAAAACCUAACAAAUAGGCCUGCCUACAACAACAUGAUCACCUUAACUUCUUUUGUAUUUUUCAUGCAGAAACCAAGGAUAAGAAGAUGUAAAUACCUUCCAAUGAAUAAAAACAUUUUCCUGUAAUAUAAAGGAUGAGUGCGGGACCACUAUUCAAUUUUUUGUAAAGAAUGUAUUUAUAACUAACUUUUUUUUUCUGUUAAUUCUGUAGAACUAAACUUCGAUCCCGUGAAGUUAUGGCAACUUUCCAAGUAGUUUUAUAAUAGAAACAUUGCUUUAGUUUUAAUCAAGAUGUUCAGGGGUAUUAAAACAGAAAUGUCUGUGUACUGUAUAUUGCUAUCUGUACAUAUGUACAUAUAUGUAUAUUUAUAGAUGUUGCAUACACAUGUACAAGGUUGGCUUAGAUAAAAUGUACCAUUUGGAAUGGAGAUGUUAAUUGUAUGUUCGCCUGAUGGGGAAUGACUUGAACGGGGCAAUAACAAAACAUUUCUAAACCGUUAUUUUCCAUUAAAAGCCAUAUGAAGUAUUUUGCCUGUUAAAAUUCUAGUUUUACAUUUUGGAUCUUUUAGUGGUUACAUUGCCAUCUGGUUGCAUCAUGUAUAUAUAUUUACGCUUCUGAGUUUGCAUUAUGACUUGUAAAAUAUGAAAUUAUAAUGCAAUAAAAGUGUUAUCUUUCUUACAAAACUUUUGUACCUAAGUGGAUAUAAAAGUUACCUACAUAAAUAUGUCAAUAAAUGAA